CUCAAAAGCCCAAAGAGGUCUCCAAGCCGUCGAGGCCUCGAGGGUUUCGACUUUCGACUCGGGAUCUGUCUCCGGUGCCGGCGACCUGCGACGGCGAGCUCCUCCACAGUCUCCUCCCCAACCGCAUCCACCUCAGGCGAGGUUUCUCCUCUCUGAUUCAGAUAUGAAGAGGGCGGCGCCAUGGGAGGAGCCCCAGGACGUGUCUUCCGGCGGUUCUUCAAGCGCGGAUUCCGACCAAGAGGCCGGGAAGGGUAAGUUCGGGAGCGUUUCCAAAGCUGCUGCGGCAGCAGAAGAUACGAAGAGGGGGGCGCCGGGUGAGGAAGCGGAGGACGUGUCUUCUGAUGAUUCCCUGAGCUCGGAUUCUGAUGAUGAGGCUGGUAAGGGGAAUGGUUGGAACGCCUUUAGACUGCCCAAUUCCUCCAAAGCUGCUUCACCAGCAGAAGUAGCCGUGUCAAAGAGGAAGAAAACUGGUGGUGUGGAUUUCAGUGCUUUGAGCAGGCAUGGAUACCGCGGUGGUCCAUCUGUCCUGACAGUUCGUCCCCAGGAGGAAUCUAAUUGGUCAUGGUCCACUGGAAAAGAUCGUGAUGACAAAGAAGAUGCGCCUGAGUCCUAUGAAGAACGGGAGCGCACAAGGGCUGCAGUAACUGAAGGAGAGAAGCUUAUCGGUGUGCAGAAUGCACCGCUGAACCAAUUACUAUUAGAGAAAGACCAUAAGAAUGCUUCCUUCUCGCAGAAGGAGAAGCGGAAGAGGGAUCGGGGGCAGGCCAGCAGAGGGAAGAACUACGUCGAGGAGGAGAAACGGCUCCUGAGGGGGAGUGGCGUUUACUCUGGCUUUGAUAUUUGAAAGUAAACUGCUAUGAAUGCAGUGAGACUUCUAACAUGUCUGCCUACAGAGGAUUAAUCCUUGGCUUUAAGCUUCAUCGUGUGCUUUGGCUGCUGUUGUGUCGCUAGUAAAAUAGUCGUGUCUCUGAGUGUAGGGCUGGUUAGCGUUGAGCUUCCUGUGAUGUGGGACUUAAGUUUGGACUUUGGAUAUGCGUAUAUAUAUUGCAGCGAUCUAUAUGUAUUUCAUGCCCUGCUGUUUCCUUUGACGGUUGUUGGAUGGCAUUUUGGAGUUGUGACAAUGAUGGAUAUAAAUUAGGAAAUGACAAUCUCUCUAUC
Messenger RNA from Setaria italica (foxtail millet), 1158 nucleotides. RefSeq names its product protein RDM1. NCBI's taxonomy places the organism in Eukaryota, Viridiplantae, Streptophyta, Magnoliopsida, Poales, Poaceae. Gene Ontology annotation, cellular component: nucleus. The transcript is spliced from 4 exons. Bases 164 to 844 code for a protein of 226 amino acids. The record is from RefSeq and is a predicted model, not a curated record.